AGCAUGAAUUCGAAGGAACAGCCUUGGCCACAGCAGGCACCUUAUGCUUUUAUUGAGUACGCAAAGCACUUUCUGUAGCUAUUCGGCAGAUGCGAUGUAUUCUCCUGGCUUCAUAGCAACCGUUAUAAGACAUACGAAGAGUGUCUAUAUAAAUGCUUCAUUAAACGCAGCAGAGGACAGUUUUAUUGUAGGUCUUUUUUUUCUUUUUUUCACUGCUUCGAUUCUAGCUAUCAAUCAUUGUGAUAAUGCCUGCACUCCACAAACGAGAGCACGACGAAAGAUUAUUUUAUGUUUCAUGACUCUUUUAUACAACCCAUAAGAGUAACUAUUUAAAAGAUCAUCUGCUACGAAAGAAGUUCUUCAUGAUCUGGUAAUAAACUUGAAAGGGCUCAAAAGGGCUCUAAUUAUUUUAUGGUUGGG
This is a messenger RNA of Umbelopsis ramanniana AG, 420 nucleotides long. RefSeq lists its product as uncharacterized. Lineage: Eukaryota; Fungi; Mucoromycota; Umbelopsidomycetes; Umbelopsidales; Umbelopsidaceae. The coding region runs from base 44 to 319 and encodes 91 amino acids. The transcript has a single exon. The record is from RefSeq and is a predicted model, not a curated record.